ACGAGAGUUUUGUGUGGUUCGCUGUAGUGCUCAACGAUCUUCAUAUUGGUUUGCUGGAGACAGGAGUGAUUCACUUUGAUUGUUACUAGCUCCAGCGAUCCCAUCCAGAAAAAUCGCUGGAUAAACCAGCGAAUUAUACCUAACACACAUGGUGAGAACUUUGUGAUCGAUUCUUCGAUCAUACUGAUUACUUUUGAUUUUGCUGCCUUUGUCGCCAUAGUUUGUUGGAUACCGCAGCGAACCACACCAAACUUUUGUAUUUUGCGAAUUUUUAAUGUAGGUAUAUUGUGAUUAUUUUGCAUUAUCUCUUCUUUGUCGUCUUCCACAUCAGUCAGCAAGACGAAGUAGAGGGAAGCUUCCACCGCCAUGCGAGAGAACAAUUGAAAUGAAAAUGGUCCAUACAACGGCGAAUGAGGUCAUUUUUGGAUGACUACGUGACUCCCAAGAAUUUCUUCAGCCGCCUUUAAGAUCCAAGACCCAACUGUUCCUCCAUUGGCCAAAUGGAGGACAUUAUACCCUUCAGCAUCAGCAGCAAUAUAAUAUAAACAAACCCUCGAGGCUUUCAACAAGAACAUUAACAAAUAUCUGAAUCUCAUUCAUACAAGGAGAGAAACAGAGAGAUGGGAAGUACAGUGGAAGACGUGGUGAUAGUCGGCGCCGGGAUAGCCGGCAUAGCGACGGCGGUGGCUCUGAACAGAGUUGGGAUCCGAGCUCUGGUUCUGGAGAAAUCCGACGAGCUCAGAACCACCGGAGCUGCGCUCACUCUGUUUCCCAACGCCUGGCUCGCAAUGGAUGCGCUCGGCAUCUCCCACAAGCUCACUCCCCUUUACGCUCCUAUCACCUCCGGCUCCGUCACCAACGUCGCCACCGGAGCUGUUCAAGAAAUCAACUUCGUCGGACAAUCUGGGGGAAAUGGACACGGACCCAGACCAAUCCACCGUAAAGCAUUGCUAGAAGCUCUGGCCGGAGAGCUCCCGCCCAACUCGAUUCGUUUCUCCUCCCACCUCGCUUCCAUUGAAACAGGGGCUGAUUCUCUGGCUGUUGUACACUUGAAAGAUGGAACCACAAUCAAGUCUAAGGUUCUGAUAGGAUGCGAUGGGUUGCACUCGGUGGUGGCACAAUGGCUGGAUCUAUCCGCUCCGGUCCACUCCGGUCGAUCCGCAGUCCGGGGACUGUCGUUUUACCCUCAAGGCCACGGAUUUGAGAGCAGAGUCCAGCAAUUUGUUGACUCAGGGAAAAGGGCUGGCUUGGUCCCCUUAAACGAUAAAGAAGUCUACUGGUUCCUAUCUUGCCAAGGAGCCGAGUUCACAUACGAUCCAAAGGCGAUCCAAGCAGAUGUGCUCUCCAAAUAUGCAGCAGACUUUCCUGCGGUCUUCCUCGAUGCCAUCCGACAAGCAGACCUAUCGUCGAUGUCAUGGGCACCGCUGAAGCUGAGGUACCCAUGGAACAUCCUGACAGGAAGCCUGAGCAGAGGGAACAUCACGGUGGCCGGAGACGCAAUGCAUCCGAUGACGCCUGACCUCGCGCAGGGUGGUGGCGCUGCGCUGGAGGACGCGGUAGUGUUGGGAAGGCACAUUGGGAACUCCUUCCUGGCUAAUGGGAAAGUGUUGGCGGCCGAAGGGAUGCCUCGGGCUCUAGAUGGGUAUGCUAAGGAGCGGAAAUGGCGAGCCGCCGGGCUAGUGGCGGGUGCGUAUGCAGCGGGGUGGGUGCAGCAGGGUGGGACGCAGGUAUGGAGGGGACUGGUGAGAUAUUUGUUCUAUAGGUACAUUUUUGGAAGGAUUUUAAGGCUUGUGCAAUAUGAUUGUGGCAAGCUUCCUCAGGUUGGGAAUGUGAAAUUGGAUUGAGGAGUCUGAGUUGAUGAGAUUGGGGUUGGAUUAUGUAUGGUUGGGUUAUUUAUUAGAGCUCAUGGAAAUAAUUUUGGUCUGUAAUAAUGGUGAGAUUCAGCAGUAAAGAAAAACAUGCAAUAUCA
Messenger RNA from Linum trigynum, 1969 nucleotides. The record is from the annotation of a GenBank genome assembly. NCBI's taxonomy places the organism in Eukaryota, Viridiplantae, Streptophyta, Magnoliopsida, Malpighiales, Linaceae.